AUGGGUCACCAUUCUUGCUGUAAUCAACAGAAGGUUAAGAGAGGUCUUUGGUCCCCGGAAGAAGAUGAAAAACUCAUCACUUAUAUUACCACUCAUGGCUAUGGUUGUUGGAGUGAAGUUCCUGAUAAAGCUGGGCUUCAAAGAUGUGGUAAGAGUUGUAGACUCAGAUGGAUAAAUUAUUUGAGACCUGAUAUAAGAAGAGGAAGGUUUACACCUGAUGAGGAGAAAUUGAUUAUUAGCCUCCACAAUGUUGUAGGCAACAGAUGGGCUCACAUUGCAAGCCAUUUACCUGGUAGAACUGACAACGAAAUAAAGAACUACUGGAAUUCUUGGAUCAAAAAGAAAAUCAGAAAACAUAACUCACCUUCUAAUUCAACAACCACCACCAACAUUACACAAAACCAUGUUCUUGAUUAUAAUUUCAAUAUCAAUAAACUAGAUCAAAAUAUCGUAACAACACCAAAACCCUCACCAUUUCAAGAAACUACCUUGUUUUCUCCCACAUGUCCUUUGUUUAUGUUUGAGCCAAGUUCACUACACGGAACAACAACAGCAACAACAGCAGCAGCAACAGCGGAAGCAAUACAAAGUAGUAGUAACAAUCUGCAAACAGAUCAAUACUUUCAUGAUUCUGUAAUAGGUUUGAACUCCGAAACAUGGAAUCAAGUUCAAUCAUCAUCACUACCUCCUCCAAUAAUAUCAACAACUUUUACAAUGGACACAAUGAACUAUCUACCACCUUUGAUAGAGAAUGUGGAAAACAUGGUGGAGGAGGAAGUUGGUGAUCAUAGACAAGUACAAGAGUUGAAUAGCAUUGAUCAAUGGCAUCAUCAACAAUAUCCUAAUACCAACUUUCUUUUCUGGGACAAUAUUGUCCAACUCGGUGGGGAAGAACAACAACUAGCACCAAAUUCAUCAUCAAAUAUGGGAACAAACAGAGAAAAAAAAUUCAUGAUGGUCCAUGCCAGGCUUUCGGAAACUUGCAGGGAUUCUUCUUUUCCUUUUGAUGAUAUCUUUUUCAAUUUUCUAUGUCCCUUUUGA
Lathyrus sativus (Indian pea) is the source of this 1041-nucleotide messenger RNA. Lineage: Eukaryota; Viridiplantae; Streptophyta; Magnoliopsida; Fabales; Fabaceae. The record is from the annotation of a GenBank genome assembly.